AUGAACUUCAAGACUUGGAUUCCUUGUUCCCGGGGGGUGAAUGUCCUCCUUCUCUUGAUUAAUGUAGUAAUAAUAUUAACCAUUCAAGGGUCAGCCGAGGCACCUGUGCAUGAGGAGAGCGGCGAGCUCAUCCGAACAGAGCUGCAGGAGACGGGUCAAGAGCUACACAAUGGAGGUGAUGCUUCUCCUGUCCGAGCCCCAGCCUCAGACCCUAAAGCGACGUCUGUAGAAAGGCUCACUGUAGAGGAUGAACCGUAUUUGAUAAAGCAGGUUCGGGAGUCUCAGCUCCAGGGCGAUAAGAAGCCAAGGGGUUCCAGUGUACUCCUACUGAACCGCCUUGUUUCAAUGGGCCUUCUUGCAUCCAUCAUAGUCCUUACAGGGCUAGUUUUGUGGGAGGUGUAUAAUUAUGUUGGAGAUACUUCGGACCCCUUAAAGGAUGCAGGCGAUGCAAGCUGGGUUCCGGCUAUGAUCGAAGAUAUGCUACGCCAGGGGAAAUCCUUGGCUUUUGUCGUCAGGAAGUGCAAGUACUGCGGCAUUGGACUUAGGGCGUUGAGACGAGCAGGAAAAGACACGGUAGCUAUCAUGGUUGAAGGACACCCGUAUCAGCGCACGAUUACUCGAUAUUUAAGGACGAAAUAUGGCUCCAGGGGAUUCCCAUUCUUCAUUAUUGACGGACAAAGAUACGGCUACGUAUCAAAAAUAAAGGAAUAUUUGGCGGAGGAGGCCCACUGA
This is a messenger RNA of Eimeria necatrix, 732 nucleotides long. RefSeq lists its product as hypothetical. The coding region runs from base 1 to 732 and encodes 243 amino acids. The transcript is spliced from 4 exons. The record is from RefSeq and is a predicted model, not a curated record. NCBI's taxonomy places the organism in Eukaryota, Apicomplexa, Conoidasida, Eucoccidiorida, Eimeriidae.